UCUAACCCUUACAGUACCACCUCUGGAACUCUUUCUACCACAUCUAGACCAUAUUCUACCACAUCUACUCCUCUGAGUACAACUUCUGCCCCUACCACUAUGACAGCCAGUCCCCUCUCAACUACUGCAUUUACCACUUUGAGCACCACUAUACCUACAACUACAGAAACGGCUACCACAGCCACUCUCCCUCCUGCCACAACAUCCGGUGAAUCAACUACCACAACAACUCCUUCGACAACAACUCAACCCCAAACUACAAUUCCACCAACAACCAGUGUCCCCACAACAACGGCAGUCCCCACAACAUCAGCUCCUCUCUCUGCUACAUCUACGGCUCCUAGUUCCACACCUGGCAUUUUCACCACAUCUGAACCUCCCACUUCCACAUCUGACCCUGACAGUACACCAUCUGGAACUCUUUCUACCACAUCUGGCCCUCUCACUACCACAUCUGGCCCUCUCACUACCACAUCUGUCCCACUGUCUACCACAUCUGACUCUUACAGUACAACAUCUGGCUCUCUUUCCACCACAUCUGGCUCUCUUUCCACCACAUCUGGAACUCUUUCUACCACAUCUGGCUCUCUUUCCACCACAUCUGGAACUCUUUCUACCACAUCUGGAACUCUUUCUACCACAUCUGGCCCUCUCACUACAACAUCUAGAACUCAUUCUACCACAUCUGGAACUCUUCCUACAACAUCUAACCCUUACAGUACCACAUCUACUCCUCUGAGUACAACUUCUGCCCCUACCACUAUGACAGCCAGUCCCCUCUCAACUACUGCAUUUACCACUUUGAGCACCACUAUACCUACAACUACAGAAACGGCUACCACAGCCACUCUCCCUCCUACCACAACAUCCGGUGAAUCAACUACCACAACAACUCCUUCGACAACAACUCAACCCCAAACUACAAUUCCACCAACAACCAGUGUCCCCACAACAACGGCAGUCCCCACAACAAUGGCAGUCCCGACAACAACCACGGUCCCCACAACAACCACUGUCCCCACAACAACCACUGUCCCCACAACAACCACUGUCCCCACAACAACCACGGUCCCCACAACAACCACCAAAGCUACUACCACUACAACAACCACAACCACAACUACAAAGAAAGAAGAAGAAGAAGAAGAAGAAGAAGAAGAAGAAGAAGAAGAAGAAGAAGAAGAAGAAGAAGAAGAAGGCAGCGAGCAGGAAAUAAUUGAACAAAGUCCAAAUGGAGAAGUUCUAGUACCAAGUAUUCCCAUUGCAGGAGUUGGAGCUGGUUUAGCAGGUUUAUUUGGUUUAAUUGGAGGGACAUUUGGAGGACUGGCAACCAUUUUUUCAGCUUUCGGAUUUGCAAAUCAGGAUACAAAGGUCACUCAGACCAGUUGGCCUCCUGGUGCCACGGCUCCUGAAAGUGCCACUAUUCCUCAUCAAAUCAACGAGCCUCCUAUUGCCGAGACUGUUCUUAAACCUACCACAACUCCCGCGUCUGGGAUGAGUCCUGCAAUUCCACCUGAGGAUCUCGAUACUGUUCCAGCCACUACUGUCUCUGCUACCAUGACCACAAGUCCUCUACGUGUAAUGUCAGCUUAUCCAACUCCUAAAACUUCUAGCGUUCCCAAAGAAGCCAUUACCAUUCACGGCCCAACUUCUACCCAACAAUCAUCUACCAUUGCACCGACCCUGGCAAAGCUAGAGACUACACUGCCUCAAACAACAUGGAUCCCAGUACCUGCUGCACCUGUCACACCAACCCCCUCCGUCAUUGCUGCCACAGCGACAACUCAAACAGCUAUUGUUUCUGAGGAAAGCCCCUCCGCCAAUCUUUCUUUAGAUACUUCUACUGUUUCUGCAAUGCCUCAAAGUGCCACCCCCACCCUCAGUGGCAUUACUGUCACUUCAUACUCAACGAAACCUCAUCGUACUUCAGCAGCAGCCGCUACUACCCUUGCAGAAAGGACUACGGAGCCGUUAACGCCUCAGAGCAGUUCCACUGUUGUUCCUUCCAGCGACAAUGUUACUCUUUCAAAUCCCACUUUCAGAUAUUCUCCAAAUCAAACGAGCAGUGUUACCUUUCAAACCACAGAUGCAUCUAGUCCAUCAUUCAGUGAUCCUCGGUCAAACCCCACUUCGACUUCAGCGGCUUAUCGCAUCAUCUCCACUCAUCGCCCGCCUUCCUCUUCAGCUCCUCCUCAAACCUCAAGCCCUCAGACGAUGAUCAACCCUCCUCUUCCUCUUUCAAAUACCUCCACCUUGUGUCCACCUCUGACACAAGUAUAUAUUUCUCACUAUUACCAGAAUGUCUUUGCAUACUACCAGGUGCUAUCCCAAUACCAGAGCGACAACUAGCAGGUGUUUUGCACCAAGACGUUGAGAUUAGUCCCUCCUAAAACUCGUGUUAGGGCUAACUGCUGAGCUGCUGUGCUUUUAUUUUGAAAUAACAGUCCUUCAGUUUAUGGACUUCCUUUGAAUAGAUUUAAUUACCAUUUCCUUCAUCCUCAAUGUGUGUUUGUGUCUGUUUGCAUCUUGCAGAAUAAACUUGCCUUGCAUCAAAACAAGUGCACAUUGUAGUCACUAUGAAAGAGAAACACUGGGCACAUGGAGAGUUUAGAGCCUGUGAAUGUAUUACAUCAGAGUAAAGGUGAGGGGGGAAAACAGACCACCAGUCUCCAGAAGUUUUUCACAAAACACAUCUUUAUUCCACAUCUUUAACAGCGUCUUAGUUAAGCAAAAAGUCCAAAU
Molecule: messenger RNA, 2742 nt
Organism: Eleginops maclovinus (Patagonian blennie)
Lineage: Eukaryota; Metazoa; Chordata; Actinopteri; Perciformes; Eleginopidae
Product: mucin-2-like
Exons: 1
Coding region: 100-2349 (749 amino acids)
Source: RefSeq, a predicted model, not a curated record